Coccinella septempunctata (seven-spotted ladybird) is the source of this 1351-nucleotide messenger RNA. RefSeq lists its product as uncharacterized. The transcript has 3 exons. Lineage: Eukaryota; Metazoa; Arthropoda; Insecta; Coleoptera; Coccinellidae. The record is from RefSeq and is a predicted model, not a curated record. Bases 263 to 1351 code for a protein of 362 amino acids.
AAGGCUGAGGCCAUUUGAUUAUAGUAUAAAACUUCUUGUUAUACACAUGUUGUAUGUAUGUGAUUGUUCUGUAUCGAAGUCAACGUUCAGUCAUCGUUGAACCUGCCUGUAAUAAAGUUACCCAGUUGUGUUCCAUAAUAAAUUAAAUUAAUACAUCCAGCAGUCUCGUUAUUUAAAAGAUAUAUUUAAAUACGGAAAUAAAACCGUUACAUGGUGUCAGGUGUUGUGAUUUUUCCGAUAAUUAUUCAAGGAUUAUAUAAAUAUGGAAGGAUUCAGAAUCCCACCUGCUAUGGAAUUUUCGGGAAACAUGGGACAAAAUUGGGCCACAUGGAUUCAAAAAUUCGAAUUAUAUAUGUUAGCUGCCGUGGAUACGAAUGCUUCUGAAGAAAAAAAGGUGGCAAUAUUCCUGAAUUUAAUCGGAGAUGCAGGUUUGGAAAUUUUUAAUACCUUGAAGUUAAAAAUUUCUUCUACAAAACUGGAGGAUGUAAAGGCGGCAUUCAAGAAGUAUUGCGAACCAAAGAAGAAUGUGGUGUUCGACCGUUUUAAAUUUUUGAGCUGCACUCAGAAGGAUGGCCAGUCGAUAACGAGUUUCAUUACGGAAAUAAAAACUCUGGUGAAAAACUGCGAGUACACCAAUGAAGAUGAGAUGGUCAGGGACAAGAUCAUAAUGGGAAUGAAGGACGAUAACCUGCGAGAGAAGCUGCUGCAGAAUGAGAGCUUGUCACUGAAGAAAACUGAGGAAAUUUGCAACAUCAUGGAGAUUAGCCGGCAGCAAGCAAGUGUGAUCACUGGUAAUCAGCCAAAGCCGGAUUAUGCCGUUGAUGCUGUUACUCAGAAGAGAUUAAAUAAGUUAAGUAAUAGAAAUAGUUACAAUAAAUCAUUCAUAAAAUGUCAAAGAUGUGGAUAUAAACAUGACAAUCGUAAAUGUCCUGCUUUUGGUAAAACUUGCUCAUAUUGUAAAAAACACAAUCAUUUUUCUGCAUGUUGCUUAUUAAAAAAUUCAAAUGAUAAAAAUAAAAAGAAAAAGAAACCAGAAACAUCUCCAGUGGAAACUAUUUCAUUAUGUGAAGAGGUUGACAAUUUGUUUAUUGAUACAAUACAUAUUAAUCAGUUGAAAUCCAAAUUAAGCGAUUGUUCUAAUGAAGAAAUGUUAGCUGAAAAUAUAAUGAUUAAUAAUGCAAUUGUAUGUUUUAAGUUGGAUACUGGAGCAGAGUGUAAUGUACUUCCCACGAAGGUCUACUGUACAAAAAUUUGCUCACUGGAUGGAAUUGCCCCUGCUAACGUUAACUUGAUGGCAUUUGGAAGAAAAAUGGUGCAAGUAAGAGGAUUGAUAAACCAAUAUUGGGUUUGA